Ruditapes philippinarum (Manila clam) is the source of this 2300-nucleotide messenger RNA. RefSeq names its product trithorax group protein osa-like. The coding region runs from base 150 to 1478 and encodes 442 amino acids. The transcript is spliced from 8 exons. The record is from RefSeq and is a predicted model, not a curated record. Lineage: Eukaryota; Metazoa; Mollusca; Bivalvia; Venerida; Veneridae.
AGCCACAAUCUCAGGUUCCAGGUCAACAAAGUCAGCCAUCGUCAUGGCAACAACAGAAUGUACCAGCACGACCCCAGUUGUCACCUCAACCAGGUCAAGGACAGUGGCAAUUUCCUGGCCAGCCACCAAAUUUUAGAGCAAGGAGCCCUAUGAGUCUACAAAUGGGAAACAGGAUGCCCGGUCAAAACUCCAACUCUACUGUCCAAUCACCUCAAGGUGCUUUCUUUUCUGCUGCUCAGUCUAGGCCAACAUUCCCAAUGGGGCAGUCUACUCCACAGAGUCAGGGUCAAGGCCCUUUUGGAAAUGAGGCUGUUUUUAAAGGUUCUAGUGGUAUGAUGUUUAACAGACAACCAGAUUCAAACCAAGGUGUACCAACUUCGAUGCAGAACUCUUCCCCAACAGAUCGGUUCUCUUCACCUCAUCAAGGUUCCGGAGAAGGACCCAGUCUACCGUUUGGUCCUAAUUUUGCUUCAAUGUUCCGUCAUCCGCCUCCUAGCAGGUUUCCCCCGCCUCCAAAUUUCCAGACUCCACCCCCUGAUCACAAUUUACCGUCUAGCCAAGGUCAGAAUGUGUCUGGUGAAAGUCAUCUGACUCGGUCAAGUGGAAUGGGUGGACCAAAUUCAUUUCCUGGAAGUCAGUCAAUACCACAUGGCAAUCCAUCUAACUUUUCCCAUGCUCCAGGGACUGAACGACCUCAAGGAGAUAGAGGGUCAGGGCCACAUUCAAUGAUGCCCAAUAUGCAGAUGCCAUAUACACAGAAUCAGUUCAUGAACCCAUUUCAAAAUUUCAUGGGUUUUCCUGGUAUGUCGAACAACCAAAUGAAGUCACCGCUUGAGGCAUUGUUCGGUAAACCACGGUUUCCACAAGAGGAUAUUCCACCAAACAUGGCUGACAUCAUUGGAACUCUCAGUAAAAUGGCCGUACAGCCUCCAAGAGAAAAUGUGUUACCACCACAGCGAGUUGGACCUUCCAGUUUCCAAGGUCAUGCAGAGGGUACACCAAAGCCGGAGAGUUAUUACACUUCACAAAGGAGCUCGUCUGUACCUGCUGUCAACAUUGACAUAGAGGCUAAACCUGUUGACAGUGUCACCAACAUAUCUUUACCACAGCCUCAACAACAGCAGCAACAACAACAACAACCCCCUGGAACAUACUCCUUGUUCAGUGGCUCCCCCUGGCUGUCAUCCGGAGAUUCGAAAAGUCUAGGGUCAUCCCCUUUCUCUUCAGAAUCCAGCAGUAUGCGUAAUUCUCCAGAUCCUGUCACAGAAAAUUACGGAGGGGAUGCUAAGUCAGGCGGACAAGGGAUGGAUAUGGGUCUGAGAUUUGGGGACGAGAGGAACAUUAAGCAAAUGGAACAGGCACCACAGGGGCCGUACUUCCAGAAUAACGUCCAGUCAAUCUGGUCGAAUUCAGCCCAGUCACCGUUAGAACGUUUACUUGAACUUCAAAAACAACAGAGGCAGACAGAACCACAUUGAAAAAAGCACAUGGCAAAACUUGUGGGUUCUUCUCUUUGAAAAUCAAGGGCUUUGUUACCUUGACAACCAAAUAAUAGGGGUUUACAUGUGUAAACUCAUGGUGUUGGAAAAUAAAAAAAAGAUAGGAAAAAAUAGUUCCGUCAACAGAACAAAUUAUGGAAAAUAAAAAGGAGUAAUUAUUCCUGAGAAAAAAAAAUGGGAAAAGAAGGAUACUGUAGAUACUAAAAUAACAGUACACAUAGAUAAAAAUGUAUGUGGGACAUAAAUAAAGGAUGAGAACAAAAUGAAUGCAGUAGAAAACUCAUUCCUGUGUGUGAAAAGAAAUACAAAGUAUGCGUGUAUUUGCAGACGUAAAAUUCUAUGAAAUUUACAGCCAUAAAAUAUGCGUUCAUUUGCAGACGUGAAAUUUUGCUGGAAAAUGCGUGAAUUGUAUGUAAAGUGAACACAAACUGUGAUAAAAGAUACACAUACAUGUAUAUAUUACAUUGUGUCCCACAUAUUGAACCCGUUGAGGGUGGUAUUUUCAUACAUAUGCUUGUUUUUUAUAUGUUUCCAUUUUGGGAGUGAUAAACUUUUCGUCAGAGUGAAUUUUUAGAGGAUUGUUGACUAGUAGUGAAACAUAGUAAAAACAAUAUAUUCUUGUUUUAACAUCACUUGUUUUGUGUUCUUGUGUAUUUAGAUUUAAAAAAAAGACGUACACAUUGUAGACAAAUAUUAUUUUGUUUAUGCGCUGAUUUUGUAAGGUUGCUAUAAUCACAUGUGAGGGGAAAAUAAUCUUAACACUUUGUAACUUACCGUAAAUGAUAUAAAAUGUGGUAUUUU